Humulus lupulus (European hop) is the source of this 1959-nucleotide messenger RNA. Its product is annotated as probable LRR receptor-like serine/threonine-protein kinase At1g29720. The transcript has 13 exons. Lineage: Eukaryota; Viridiplantae; Streptophyta; Magnoliopsida; Rosales; Cannabaceae. Gene Ontology annotation, molecular function: protein binding. Bases 151 to 996 code for a protein of 281 amino acids. The record is from RefSeq and is a predicted model, not a curated record.
AGAGAUUGAAGGAAGUGGUUUCAACGGGCCAAUUCCAUCUAGUCUAUCUAACUUGAACAAGUUAACAGAACUAAGGAUUAGUGACUUACAUGGGGAAAGCUCAGAUUUUCCAGACUUGAGAAAUAUGACAAACCUAGAUCGAUUGUGAGGAUGUUGAGGAGCUGUAAUCUAAGAGGAAACAUUCCUGAAUAUAUUCCUACUUUGACAAGUCUAUCUGUCCUAGAUCUUAGCUUUAAUAAACUAGAAGGGCCAGUUCCAAAUUUUGAAAAUAUAAGGGCAUUGGAUACAAUGUAUUUAACAGGUAACUUGCUCAGUGGGUCUAUUCCAGAGUGGAUCAAUCUCAGAGAUAGUCGCUACCAAACAGAUCUUUCUUACAAUAACUUUUCAGAGGUGUCUGAACCAUCUACUUGUCCAGAAACUUUCAAUCUCUUCCGGAGCUCAUCUGGACAGAAAAACAACUCAAUGCUCAGCAAGUGCUUGACUCCAUGUUCAAGAGAUCAUUAUUCAUUAUAUAUAAAUUGUGGUGGAAAAAAAACCACCAUUGAAGGCAUCAUGUAUGAAGGAGAUGAAGACAUGGGAGGUGCUGCAAAAUUUGUCCAUAACUCAGACAUUUGGGGAUUCAGCAACACUGGUGAUUUCUGGGACGUAUGGAGUACCACAAAGGACUACAUAGCAGAAAAUGUGUCUAUACUCAGAAUGAACAAUUCUGAGCUUUACACAACCGCGCGUCUCUCGCCUCUUUCACUAACUUAUUAUGCUCGUUGCUUAGCAAAUGGAAAUUAUACUGUGAAACUGCAUUUUGCAGAGAUAGUAUUACGAGAUAACAGAUCUUAUUACGGUGUUGGAAGGCGAAUAUUUGAUGUUUAUGUUCAGGGAAGCCUAGUAGUGGAAGAUUUCAACAUUGAGAAGGAAGCUAAUGGAAUUGAUAAGGAAUUUGUCAUAGUAGUUAAGACAAUUGUGAGUCAUAAGACACUAGAUAUUCGCGUUCAAUUGUGAAUCAAGGGAUGAAGUUUUGAAAGGGUUAAAUCUACAAACUGGUUUCUUUACCUUCAAACAAAUUAAAGCUGCCACUAACAACUUCGAUGCUGCAAACAAAAUUGGAGAAGGUGGAUUUGGGUCAGUCUACAAGGGUGUGUUAUUAGAUGGCACUAUUAUUGCAGUUAAGCAACUUUCUUCCAAAUCAAAGCAAGGGAAUCGUGAAUUCAUAAACGAAAUAGGCAUGAUUUCUGCUUUACAACACCCAAAUCUUGUCAAAUUACACGGAUGUUGUAUUGAAGGAAAACAAUUGUUGUUGGUAUAUAUAUGAAUAUAUGGAGAACAAUAGCCUUGCUCAUUCCUUAUUUGCAGCAAAAUGGACAAGAAAUGCAGAGGAAAAACAGAGGAAAGAAAGGGGCAACGAUCAGCUUCUAUUCUCUUGAUCACAACUGAUUUUUUUAUACAAGGAUAUCAACAAAGCUUCCCCAAUACACUUCAUCUCAACUUUUAAUCUCAGCCCUACAUUUGUUUAAAUAUUAGCCAUCCAAAAGUUUUUACAAAACUCAAAAUAUAAAUAAAACAAAUAAAUAAAUGGCAGCAGCACAUUAACUAAUAUUCUCCCCCUUAAUGUGUUGUUCUUGAACUCCAAGGGGUGAUCUUAGUUGUUGAAACUUUGCUGAUGGAAAUGCUUCAGUCAAAAUAUGUUGUCAUAGAACAACUCAGUAGCUUCCUCUUGCUUUUCUCCAAUAUCUUUUAAAAUUCUUCUAAGCCAAAAAUAACUUGAGAGGUUGCAGCUGAGGCUGAUAUAUGCUCUGCUUCAGCUGAGGAUUGAGCAACUGAUUGUUGCAUCUUGGAUAGCAAAGAAAAUACACCUGAGCCAAGUCAAAAAAUAUAGCCUGAAGUGCUUUUCAUAUUGAGAUAAUUCUCAUGGAAAACCAAAAUGUAUGUAUACAUUUCUAAUUAAAUAGCGAUUAACGACUUCAA